AUGGCGGACAAAUACUCUGCGCAAGACCUCUCAGAUGCCGCCCUAGGAGGGCCAAUUGGCCUGAAAGACGGCAACUUUGUCGAUGGCCACGGCCGCACACUCACCCUGCACGGGCUCAACAUAUCAGGGGCCAGCAAACUCCCCACAAAACCCAAUGGCCUCUCUCAUCUCACCGACGGCUUCUUCGAGCACCGCACCGUGACCUUUAUCGGCAGGCCGUUCCCCCUAGAAGACGCGCCGCUUCAUUUCAGACGCCUGCAGACAUGGGGGCUUCCCCUCGUGCGUCUCCUCGUUACCUGGGAGUCGCUCGGUCACGCCGGGCCGGAUCCCGAGACCGAUCUCGACUUGGAGUACAUCGACUACUUGCGCAAGCUUAUCGAGCUUAUGCCGAAGUACGGCAUCAAGUGCUUUGUGUGCGCUCACCAGGACGUCUGGAGCAGGUUCAGCGGCGGCAGCGGCGCCCCAGGAUGGACAUUCGAAGUCGCGGGGCUUGACGUGGAGGCCUUCACCGACACGGGCGCCGCUUAUGUCCAUGGCCAGGACGAGUUGCGCCGCGCAAGCGCGCCAGUAAAUGAGAAGGAACCCAGCGGUCCUUUUGUGUGGCCUUCCGGGUAUCAGAAGUUGGCCGCAUCGACAAUGGCUACCCUGUUCUGGGCCGGAGACGCUCUUGCACCAAAGCUGCGUUGUCCGCAUCCACGGAGCUCAGGGAAUGACAGCACUGUCUCAGUGCAAGAAUACCUUCAAUACGCAUUCAUUGAAGCUUUUGGCCGGUUAGCAGACGAGGUCAGCGGUCUCGAAGCAUGCGUUGGGUUCGAGCCCUUGAACGAGCCCCACCGCGGCCUCGUUAACCUUCACGGUUUUGAUGGCUGGAACUAUGACACCGAUCUUCACAUUGGAUACUACCCUUCCUUGACACAGGCGCUUGCUCUGGCUAGCGGAUAUGCCCAGGAAGUGGACUACUAUGUCAAGUCGUGGCCAUUCCCAACACGUGUCUCGCAUCGAGCCCGCGUGGACCCGAAGGGAAGGUCGGCCUGGCUAAUUGCAAGGUCGGAUGCGGCAAAGCCCCAAAACUACGGACUCGGCGAGUGCGUAUGGCGCGCCCAUGGCGUAUGGGAAUGGGACGAGGCAAAUAAAAGUCCAAAGGUGCUGCAGAAGAACUAUUUCGAGGUGGACCACCGGCCGGGCCAAGAGGGAAAACCGCUAGAAUGGUACCGGGACUUCUACGGCCCUUUCCUGAAGCGCUUCUCUGACCGUGUCUCCCGAAAUUCUCCGCGCCAGUUCUGCUUUUUUGAACCGAUACCGAACGAGUUCAUGCCGCCAUGGGUUGGGGAAGGGGACAGGGCGGAUGAGUCCACGCACAAACAAACAUACGCGACCAAGACUGUCAUCGAAACGCAGAGGCCAAAUAAUCUCGUGUUUGCGCCUCACUUCUACGAUCUCAAUGUCUUGUUCAGCAAGCACCACUCGUGGAUGAGCGUCAAUGUGCAGGGCGCGUCGAGGGGCAUGUUCAUUCUCAGAGCGCUCUACUUCGGUACGAAGGCGCUGCGGAAGAACUACCGCCUCCAGAUUUCCAACAUCCUCAAGUACGGGAAGAAGUCGCUGGGACGACACGUCCCGGCUCUUAUCGGGGAGGUAGGCAUCCCCUUCGACAUCAACGGCGGCGAGGCGUUCAAGACUGGCAAGUACGAUAAGCAGCGGGAGCUGAUGCAUGCCCUCAUCUCGGCCAUGGAGGAUAACCAGGUAGCCUUCACGCUUUGGAACUACAACCCCGACAACCGUGUCGAGUACGGCGACGGCUGGAACAUGGAAGACUUCUCUGUCGUCAACGGCAAUACUGAAGCCAAGCCUGGCCAUAUCCUCCCCGACUAUACCAACGAGGCACAUGAAGAAGAUGAGUUGUACCGCGGUGGGAGGGUACUUGACGUCAUCAUCCGCCCGUACGCCGUCAAGAUUGCCGGGCGACCCUUGCGGUCGGACUGGGACCCCCAAACCCUGCGGUACGAGUUUGAAUGGACAACAGAGACUCAAGAGGCAAGCAAUACGGAGAAGAAGCAAUCGGACAAGUCGCGGACGACCGAAGUCUUCAUACCCAAAUACCACUAUGCUGAGCGCAGCAUCGACGUUAAGGUCAGUAGCGGAGAAUGGUCGUAUGAUCCUAACCUGCAGACGCUCUAUGUCAUCCACGACACAAGCAAGACAAAGCACCGGCUGAGCGUCAACAUCUCGAAUGUGCCCCGACACCUCAUGGAGACGGUGGAGCGGCGGCGGCGGGCGUUUCCGCCGCGCUUCCCCCUGAACCUGGUUUCGCCCAGCACUGAGCUUGCGAUGAGGGAGUUGAUGAUGACGGUGCUGUUGCCGGGCUUUGUCCUCAUCCUGCUUUCAGUUGCGCUGAUGUUUAUAUGA
Molecule: messenger RNA, 2403 nt
Organism: Colletotrichum graminicola M1.001
Lineage: Eukaryota; Fungi; Ascomycota; Sordariomycetes; Glomerellales; Glomerellaceae
Product: glycoside hydrolase family 5 protein
Exons: 1
Coding region: 1-2403 (800 amino acids)
Molecular function (GO): beta-glucosidase activity
Source: RefSeq, a predicted model, not a curated record